UUUCGCAAUGGACUUGGGAGCUUUUCUUGGCUGUGCCAGUUGCUACUUUUUUCCUCUAGCUGUAGCUCUCCUUUCCUCUCCUCUCCUCUCCCAGUAGUUCUGGGCUAGUGGUUUUGUAAGCCCCUUCCUUCCUCUCGUCAUGGACCAAGAGAAGCCUCGUUCCCCGCCGGUUAACUUCAACGAGUUGCCGGACGACUCUCCCCACGUGAGAGCCGCUAUUGCAGCGCUAAGGCGCAAAACUGUGGAAGAGAAUUUGCAGGUCCGGCAGUCCGAACUUUCUGACGCCGAUCUGGUCCGCUUUUUGCGGUGUCGAGACUUCGACUGCAACCUGGCUUGGAAGGUCUUGAAAAACUAUCACAAAUGGAGAACAGAAUACCCAGAAAUAAGUACAAAUCUACAUCCAUCCUCUGUUUUUGGCCUGUUGCAAGCCGGCUACCUUGGAAUCUUGAAAGAAAGGGAUCCAAGUGGUUCCAAAGUUACCAUUUAUAGAAUUGCAUCAUGGGACCCUAAGAUAUUUUCUACAGAUGAUCUUUUUCGUCUAAGUCUUAUGGCAUCUGAGCUUAUUUCAAGAGAGCUAGACACCCAACAGAAUGGUGUCAAGGUGAUCUUCGAUCUCCAAGGAUGGACAUUUGCUCAGGCAUUUCAGAUCACUCCAAUGGUGGCCAGGAAAGUAGCUUUUUCACUCACAGAUAGCUUCCCACUAAAAGUUCGUGGAAUCCACCUGAUUAAUGAACCUUUGAUUUUUUACCAUGUUUUUAAACUAAUUAAGUGUUUCCUCUCUGAAAAAAUCAAAGCACGGAUCUAUCUGCAUGGGAAUAACUUUGCACAUGGGCUCCUGAAACAUUUUCCAGCCAGCAUUAUCCCAGAAGAAUAUUAUGGUGAAGCAGCCUCUAUCGAAGAAGUUUCUAAAGAAACGACUGACUUUUUAAUGGAAUCUGCAGAUUAUCUUCAAAGUGUUUCUUUCCAUGCAUAGCCCACUGACAUGGAGUAAACUAUAUCUGGAGGAACAGAAUUGCUUGAUUAUUAACCAGAACGAGGUACUGAUGAAGUUAAGGAUUCAGGUUGCAGGAUCCAAAGGUCAUAGAAAAUUUGUAUUAGCCUGGAACCCCCAUCCCCAAAAGAAACAACCAACUGCAUUUUAAAACAUAUAUAUAUAUUACAGACACUUUUCGACCCCUUUCUAUCACCUGAUGCUAAGUCAACGUAUAGAUUUAACUUAGAUAAUGCAAAAUUGCUUUUGGAUCAAUGUCAGGUGUUGUGAUUUCAGAAUAAGGUUACUAGAGAACAAAAUGAGAACGUCUCACAAUACAUGUACAUUUUAUGUGAAAGAGAAUUGUUUCCUCCCUAGAAAAUGUUAUACAAUUCUAAAAGGCUAAUGGCCCCACCUGCUGAAACUCAGCCUGCCAAACUGUAAAGAUAGCUUCUGCUGGGUCAGACCAUAUAUUUUCCUAGUGGCCAACUAGAUGUCCUGGAGAAGCUCACAAGCAUGGUGAAAUACCAAUGCCCUGUUUCUUGUGUUCAUAUCUGGUACUCAGAUCUGUCCCUAUUUUUCUGCCUUCUGUGCAAUAAGUGUUUUGGACUCCCUGUGAGUGAUGAUGUAUUCAGAGUAUUAACAUGUGCAUGUUUCCUCCACAGUGAGCCUCUGUGUUCAGUGGGUUCUUUCUUAGCUCUAUAUGUGCCUACUUAGAAUUAAGUGCUAUCGACUGUGUUACCCAACAGAAGUUUCUUUGGUUAACAUAGAUAAAAUUUGCUAUGUUUGCAUAACCUGUUAUGUCAGAACAAACCCUAUUAAGGUAUAAUGUGAUGGUCUGAUUCACAUAGGCAUGAUUUACUUAGUUUGUGCUUAACCACUGUGGUUUAAAACUCAUACAAUAUGUUUUGAUACAUUGUGUAAAUGUACCCGUAGCAUUUAAUGGGACUUCCUCUCAGGUGAGCUUACGAUGUUAUUUCAUGAUGCAAACUCACAAGGGGUUAAUAAGCAGCUAGGUAACAAUUGGCAUAGUAAUUACUCUUCUUUACUACUGAUAUUUUUUGAAUCUUAGCUUUUGUUCCUGUAAGGCAUAAUUCUUGACAUAAUUCUCAAGAAUAUGGGUUUGGGAGGUUCAAUUGCUAUAAGCAAAAAUUAUAAAAAUAUUAUUCAUACGAGAAAGACACUAAUGCUAUUCUGACAAGAGGCACAUUAUUAUAACAAUUUGGACACAAUAUGCAUCUGAAUGAGAUCUGGAGGUUGGUAGCAGAAACAUUCCUCAAUUUUUAAAUACUUUUUCAGAUACUAUAAAGGAAAUAUUUGAUGAAAUACAAUUUGAAAUAAUGAGUAGGUAGUAUAUAUACAUACAUCUAAGCAUCCUUAUCUGUGUUGGAUAACAUUGUUAACUGAAAAUGAUAGCAUUUUUAACAGAAAUCACUUUAAGGCUAUCGUGUUAUAUUCACCUGAGAAUAAUUUCCAUUUCGGUUUCCUGGGAUUUUUGAUCAGUUUUUUUCCUUUCUUUUUGCACAAAAGGAAGAAAGAGAGAGAGAUUGAUUAUAUGGAAAAGGAUUGGAAAUAAACAUCAGGAUCAGUUUGCAAACCCUUCUCUUUUACUGAGGGAAUAGACUGAAUUAUAUCCCCCCCUUCUGCUAGUUGCAGAGAGUAGGUUUUUCACAGUCUCCAGGAGCCAACAGGAAAGGAUUAAGUUUAAGACUCCACCCAACAGGUAGGACUGGAACCAAGCUGGCAAGCUCCCAAAUACAAGAUGUUCUGGUUAGAAAUCUGUGGAGUCCUUGGUGUUCUCUGAGCUUUGUUGUUUCCUUGCAAACAUUUCAUUACAAGGCUAGGUUACA
Molecule: messenger RNA, 2820 nt
Organism: Python bivittatus (Burmese python)
Lineage: Eukaryota; Metazoa; Chordata; Lepidosauria; Squamata; Pythonidae
Gene: TTPA
Product: alpha tocopherol transfer protein
Biological process (GO): vitamin transport; vitamin E metabolic process
Cellular component (GO): membrane; late endosome
Molecular function (GO): lipid transfer activity; vitamin E binding; phosphatidylinositol bisphosphate binding
Source: RefSeq, a predicted model, not a curated record